Molecule: messenger RNA, 899 nt
Organism: Amorphotheca resinae ATCC 22711
Lineage: Eukaryota; Fungi; Ascomycota; Leotiomycetes; Helotiales; Amorphothecaceae
Exons: 2
Coding region: 114-743 (209 amino acids)
Molecular function (GO): protein heterodimerization activity
Source: RefSeq, a predicted model, not a curated record
GUCCUGGUUUUCACGCAGCAAUAUCUUCGCGCCUUUGUUUUGUUCUGGCCAUGAAGUCUUCUACCUACAUAACACCUUGACCUUGAGUUGUCUGCCGCCCUCAGACAAGCAAAAUGACGACUCCACAAGCUCUUCAUCACUCCCUCCUACGUCCAUGUGUUCUCCAUAUCCUACGAGCAGCAGGCUAUCAUUCAACACGUCCCUCCGUACUAGACGCCUUCACAGAUCUCGCUGCACGGUACAUGUAUGCGCUUGCUCAAUCUACUGCCAGCCAUGCAGCAAUCAAUCACACUGGGCUGGAGAUCACGAUCCAAGAUGUCAGAAUGGCCAUGCAAGACUGCGCUCUUCUGGUGCCAGAAAAGGUUUUAGAGGACCAGGAGUUUGACGGCGAAGAGGAUACUAGAGGCGUAGACGCUUUUUUGGCAUGGGCUACGGGGAAGGCAAAUCGUGAGAUCCGAAGGGUUGCGCUGGAGGGUGGAGAUGGAGCAAAGGAGGAUUACUUGACUGUUCUCAAGAAGAAGCAUAGCGCCACAGAUGAAGAUUCGAGAUAUACCGGAACGAUCUUGGGGAAGCCUGCCGAACCUCGAACAAUCAAAGUUGAAGGUGGAGAAAUCAGCAGUGUGCAGGAAUGGGCAAAGAGGUUGAAGACGUCUUCGAAUCCCACACCCGAUAUAUCAUCACGCCGACAAUCAUCCGCUUUGAGCUCCUUGGGAGAAUCUCCCAUAGAGGAAAUGGAAUUUUAGUUGGCGCAUAUUUCAUCGAGAAGCAUUGCGACGGCGUUGGAUGGAUGGAUGGGUUCUGUACAUAUCAUGCAAACACCGCAGCCUCUGCGACCAUCAGCGCGCAGGAUAGGCAGGUAUAUAUACCUAACUAGUAGGGUAUUCAAACUUUGACUCUCC